GAGAUGAGGCAUGCUACAAUUGAGUAGGGAUCAGGCCGUCAUGAAGGUCUUGAACAAAAAAACUCGAGGAAUUGAGUAUAAAGAACCUGAAUUCCUGGCAAAGGAUACCUCUUCCACCUUGCGAAGCUAUAACAAGAAAUCCUUAUUGCGGAGGCAGGGACUCAUCUGGAUGAACCAUUCAACGGAGACAGAUGCUCCUUUGAUAUCUUUCACGAAUGGUCACCUAUGGGAGCUAACCUUGUGCGAAAGGCUGCUCUUACUCCACUCGAGGAGGAGGAUACCUGUGAAAACCACUCGAGAAUCAUGAGGAUCAUACCCCUAGCAGCAUUAUCCACGAUUUCGAUUCAACUAUCCGUCGUCGCGGAAUGUGGCCGUUUACAACUUAUUAGCACGCCUCAACUGCCGUAUAUUGGAGCACUAAAUAUCGGGUACCACAACCCAGACUUUGAAGACUCACAGUCUUCUCCGAGAUGGAAUAUUCGAUAUCACAACCAGUGUCUUACACGUGGUAGGUACGGGGUAUUACAACAGUCAUGUUGGGCUCUCAAUGGGUUGACAUCCACGUUCGCUUUACUGGUUGAGCCCCCACGAACUCCUGCACAGCAUGGAGGUCCUCCCCAUGCAGAUAGUGGACAUCAUUGUACAUUAGGGAAGAGUUUCUCCCACAGUGUCCGUGUUUUUCACCCGAUUUGGCUUUUUAUGCAAGGCAAUCACAUUGUCCAGCCUCCGAGAUUUUCUCGAAUAAUCAACAGUGGGGUAGAAGAUGCACGAAGGGUCUCUGCUCCAUGUCUUACCAAAGGUGGCGAGGAUAUCUUGCUCCAUGGGUUGCAUCUCAACAAGAAUCUUCCAGACCCUUACCAAUCUCAGACUCAAAGAAGAUGAGAACCGUGCAUCGGAAUGGAAAGGAAGGGCAGAGGUACGGUCAGAAUUCGGCAGAUGAAAGUUGAGAAUGGAGGCGAAGACAAUCAGCGAUGCAACAGUCGGCACUUCUGAGAUUUCUCUGCAAUAGUACCCACACAGAUGAUUGAUUUGGCAUGAGUCUUAAAUAACAGAUGACUUCAAUCUACUCCUUCCAGACAUGCAGCCGGCCUCUGUCAAAAAUU
Messenger RNA from Mollisia scopiformis, 1103 nucleotides. RefSeq lists its product as uncharacterized. Lineage: Eukaryota; Fungi; Ascomycota; Leotiomycetes; Helotiales; Mollisiaceae. Bases 226 to 882 code for a protein of 218 amino acids. The transcript has 4 exons. The record is from RefSeq and is a predicted model, not a curated record.